AUGUCUCCUGUUCUCAGUGAAAUCCUUCGUUCUGGGUUUAUGGUCGAUUCCUCGCUCAGGCGCAGGACCCAUCUCGUUCAAUCUUUCUCAGUUGUCUUCCUUUACUGGUUCUAUGUUUUCUCAUAA
Molecule: messenger RNA, 126 nt
Organism: Linum tenue
Lineage: Eukaryota; Viridiplantae; Streptophyta; Magnoliopsida; Malpighiales; Linaceae
Source: the annotation of a GenBank genome assembly